UACUUCAGCAGCAUUAAUUUUAUGAUAUUACUGAAUGGAGAAGCAUUUUCAGAGUGUCAUGCUGAGAAUGAAAUUCGUCCGAAAGAUCCAAUUCGUUGUCACGAUUGCGGACACAGAAUUCUUUACAAGAAACGCUGCCGAAAGUUGAUGGUCUACGAUGCUCGUUAA
Molecule: messenger RNA, 168 nt
Organism: Anisakis simplex (herring worm)
Lineage: Eukaryota; Metazoa; Nematoda; Chromadorea; Rhabditida; Anisakidae
Source: the annotation of a GenBank genome assembly